AAACUUGCUUUUUGUGAUAUAAUUGUGUAAGCAUGUACAGCAUUUAAAAUCUUCCUCUCAUCUUUUUUUGUUAUAUGAUGUUUCGAGGACGUUUUUUGUAAACGAAUGCUUAAAAUUGACAUAUAGACGUUGCUAUGGACACACGCGCCUGACCCAAAGUUAACUUCCGAGGCUUCAUGGACAAUUUCCAACGCCAACAAUCUGUGUGGAAUUUAGUGAGGGAAAAUGUUCCCUAUUCCGAGCUUCCUGAGAUCCGAGCAGCCCUUGGAAAUACGCUGGUUGAUACGUGUAAAGACUUAUAUGCAGAGGUGGAGAUGUGGGAGAACAUUUGGCAGGAGAUCCAUAUCUCUGAGCAGGGCAGCAGGCCAGAAACCCCAGUGUUCCCUCUGGCUGACCCCCCUGCUAUUAAAGAGUUGCUGAAGGCUGAGAUUCAAUUGUUGCUGCUUACAUUGAGGAAAAGAGCAGCCAGACAUGGCAGUCUGUCAUUCUCACUGUGUGUCAGGGACGCUGAAGAGAUCAUGACCCAGUACAGUCCCAGUGUGGUGAGUUAUGCACUGGGCAGCAGUAGCGCACAGAGACAGAUGAGUCCUGACACCUGGUGUGAAGCUCCCAAAUCACCUUCUAGACCCCCAUCAAGCUUGAGCGAGAUUGGGAGCAGAUCACACUCCAGCCUCUCAUCUCACUCCAGCUGCGAGGACGAGAUCCAGGCUUUAAGACACAAGUUAAACAUCACCCAUAUAGAUGAGGUGGUGUCCCAUCUCAGAUCCGUCCUGACUGAAGAAUAUGACGUCAUGGAGAGAGAUCUGCGGGUCCUGAAGGAGAACAUAAUGAGAGCCAACAUGCAAAGAGGACCUGUGUCUCCUGAACCCACUGUAGCAGAACUCAAAGAGGAACGAAGGAUCAUUCAAAGAGAUCUGGAGGUCCAGAGUUUGAUGCGCAGCUCCUGUACCACAAACAAUCUGACUAUCAAAAAAACACAAAUUCAGCUCAGGGAAACACGUGAACUUGCUUUUUCUCCACGUAAUUCAGAAAGGAUCCCAGAUGCAAACCAUCAAACGGUGGCGUCUGGAAUUUACUCAUUUCAUUUGAAACCCUGUCCACCCAAAGACCACUUUAGGACAUCCGUUUCAUCCAAACAGAGAAAUCGACUCAUCCUAAGCUCUUCACUGACCCCAGUCUCAGCCUCAGACACUACACAGCACAGAACACAAGAGCCAUGUUUAAAUCACGACCCUUCCAACAACGAAAAGUUGUUCUCCGGAAAGUCUAUAAUCCUGAUCGACGGCAACAGCUCAAAUGUUGAAUUAAACUCGCUCAGUUCUGCUCUGGAACAUGGAGAUAUGUCCAAAAAGUACAGAGGGACUUCUGCCUUCAGACUAGUUCCAGCAGCCUCAGUCGGAGAGUCUGAUGCUGCCAAAGACCUCAUAAAGCUGGGGGUGACCAAAGACAGUGACCUUGGCCUUCUCCAGCCCGCUCCUCCUGCAGUGCAUAGAACAGCCAGCAGGGGGCUGAGGGGGAGCAGACACUUGUGUGUUCCUCAGCAUGACAGUCUGCUCAGUUCUCUGUGACCGUUACAGGUCGUCCUGACAUGCUGGUUUACUUUGUCUGUGUGACAUGUGAAAGCUGGCGUUUAAGUUAAUUCAAGUCAUUUGGCAGUAGUCUAUGAGAACUGAAUCACAUGAUACACAGUCGCCUUAAAAUUAUGGAAUCAAAUUGGUUGCUUUUUUCAAUUUGAAAUGCAUUACGCAUAAUGGCAAUGUAGUAUUGAAAAUGACAAUGCAAUUGUUUAUUUAAAUAUACGUUUACAAAAACAUGUGUGCAACAUUAAGUGCAAAAUCUAAAAAUAUAUCAAUUACAUUUGUCAGUUACUAGUUUUAAUAUGUUAUUUAAAUAGAUAUUUUUCUCUAAGUUGCAAAAUUACAUUGAAAAUGCAUUCCCCCGAUUGAUUAUAUAUGUUUAAGAUAGUCAAGCAAAACUUUAGUAAAAUUAAAAUUCUAAUGUUAUUUCGCUAAAUCCAUUAACAAUAACAAGUUGAACAUUUUGGGGUUGCAUUUUCAUUAACACAACGCCUUCUCACAAUGAUGCUGUACUGGGGAGGGGCGUGGCCAGCUCGAAAUGCACUUUUAAUCCGGGGAAUGCAUUUUUAUUUUUGCAAUUUAAAGAGUGUUAAAAUAUCCAUAUAAAUAUCUAAAUAUAUUAAAACUAGUGUAGGAACUAACAAACGUAACUGUAUUUUCAUUUUGCACUUAAUGUUGCACAUAUGUUAUUUAAAAUGUAUGAUUAAAUACACAAUUGCAUUGUCAUUUAACAUACUGCAUUGCCACUUUGUGUAUUGCAUUUCAAAUUGAAAAUAUCUACCAAUAUGCUUCCAUUAUAAAAUCAAAUUGGCUUUACAAAUGUUUUUAAGUUACAGGUGAGUUUUUGUCGUUUAAUAGUAGGAAGUUGAAAUUGCUCAACUUGAUAAGUUGACUUAAUGUAAAAAAUUUAAGAAAAUAACAAUAGUAGUAAGUUGAAAUGACUUGUAAAGCCAAUAAAAAAAUUGAAGGCAGCGAAAGCAAUGUUUCAAAAGUUUUUCCUUAAACUAAAGGGAUAGUUCAAACAAAAAUGAAAAGUCUGUCAUUACCCUCAAGUCAUUUCAAACCUGUAUGACUUUCUUUCUUAUGCAGAACACAAAAGAAGAUAUUUUGAAGAAUGUCGGUAACUGAAUAACAUUGGUACCUACUUUAUGCGCAUUGGUUCUGUGUCCAUACAAUAGAAGUGAAUAGGUAAUCGCCUUUGUUUUCCGUUACCAACAAUCUUCAGAAUAUCUUUAGAUUUCCCCAGAAGAAAAACAGUCAUGCAGGUUUGAAAUGACAAGAGGAAGGGUAAACAGGUAACAUAUCACUUUAAGUUACUUAAAAUUUGUU
Molecule: messenger RNA, 2906 nt
Organism: Triplophysa dalaica
Lineage: Eukaryota; Metazoa; Chordata; Actinopteri; Cypriniformes; Nemacheilidae
Gene: ccdc24
Product: coiled-coil domain containing 24
Exons: 10
Coding region: 177-1568 (463 amino acids)
Source: RefSeq, a predicted model, not a curated record